This is a messenger RNA of Rhinichthys klamathensis goyatoka, 2124 nucleotides long. It is a transcript of the gene mindy1, whose product is annotated as MINDY lysine 48 deubiquitinase 1. Gene Ontology annotation, molecular function: cysteine-type deubiquitinase activity; cysteine-type carboxypeptidase activity; K48-linked deubiquitinase activity. NCBI's taxonomy places the organism in Eukaryota, Metazoa, Chordata, Actinopteri, Cypriniformes, Leuciscidae. Gene Ontology annotation, biological process: protein K48-linked deubiquitination. The coding region runs from base 48 to 1613 and encodes 521 amino acids. The transcript has 9 exons. Gene Ontology annotation, cellular component: cytosol; cell periphery. The record is from RefSeq and is a predicted model, not a curated record.
UCAAUUAGCUCUGUUUAUUGGAAGCACACAAUCUCAGCUGUCAGGUCAUGGCAGAUUCUUGCCCAGACACCGUUGAUGGUGAGAUUAUAGGCCUUUCUGAGGGGCAGCAGUUAAAUACAUCCAAAAAUGAGGACUUUGACCCUGGUAGACCACAAGAUAAGAAAAUCAGCCAAAAAGAGGGUGUUACCACCCUUGAGCAAUCCUCUGGGAGUAUGAAAGAUGACCUCACACCAUGCAAAGGUCCCCCUACAACCACAACUUCUCCUGAAAAUGAUGCUAAUGCGGCUCAAUCGACCUCUGUGACCAGUAAAAACCAAGACAAAACCGAUGAAUCCGAGCUCAUCAAUAGCCAAUCCUGCACGCCCAGCCAGUCAGAGGUAACGCCCACUUUCUCAGUGGCAAGCCUGGAGUUCUCCGAGGAGACUAAUGGGAUUCCUCCUGAUGGACCUUUGAUUUCACCCAAAUCUGCUCAGGAUGGAAACCAAGUCCCCUCUCAGGGGAACGAAGGGGUCGGUGCGGGGCCUGCUAGGGCAUCAGAGCCUGGGAUGCCAGCAUAUUAUUUUGUCAAGUGGAUUACCUGGAAAGAGAAGAAGACGGCCAUCAUCACGCAGAGCGAGAACGGACCCUGCCCCCUGAUUGCCAUCAUGAACAUCCUGUUGUUGCGAUGGAAGGUGAAGUUCCCGGCUCAGACGGAAGUGGUCACCACAGAAGAGCUGAUGGCUCACCUUGGUGAAUGUGUGCUGUCCAUCAAACCGCGAGAGAAAGCGGAGGGCAUGGAGCUCAAUUUCCAGCAGAACAUGAGCGACGCGAUGGCUGUGCUGCCAAAGUUGUCCACAGGCCUCGACGUUAACGUGCGUUUUACAGGUGUGUCUGACUUUGAGUACACACCUGAGUGCAUCGUCUUUGAUCUGCUUGACAUUCCGCUCUACCACGGCUGGCUUGUCGACCCGCAGAGUCCUGAGGUGGUGUCUGCAGUUGGAAAACUCAGCUACAACCAACUGGUGGAGAAGAUCAUAGACUUCAAGCACUCGACAGAUAGCAGUCAAGUCAGUGAAGGUUUGAUAGCAGAGCAGUUUUUGGAGUCCACAGCAACCCAGCUGUCGUAUCACGGCCUGUGUGAGCUCAACACCACUGCCAAGGAGGGCGAGCUGUCUGUGUUUUUCAGGAACAACCACUUCAGCACUAUGAUAAAACACAAGGGUCACCUUUACCUGCUGGUCACAGAUCAGGGUUUCCUGCAGGAGGAGAGCGUGGUGUGGGAGAGUCUCCAUAAUGUGGAGGGGGAUGGGAAUUUCUGUGACUCAGACUUCAGAUUGUGUCACCCAUCCCAGAAGCCCACAGCAGCCAGCCAGCCCUCCGUGCAACAGCAGCAAAUGCAGAUCGACCAGGUGGACUAUCUGGUGGCGAUGUCCCUGCAGCAGGAGCAGGGUGAAGCUCCGGGACCCUUGAGUGAUCUUGAGCUGGCCAGACAACUGCAGCAGGAGGAGUAUCAGCAGCCACAAACACAACAGCAGCCACCCACAGCAGGACAGAUGAGAGGUCAAGCCGCAUCGCAGCAGGGAGGACAGAGGCGCCGGGAAAAGAAGGAAGACUCCGAUUGUUGUAUUCUUUAAGUCCGAGUCCACUCACCACCAUAACCAGACUCUCUAAAGCCACUUGAGCUUCAGUUAACAUGUUCUUCUUUACCACUACUGAAACAAGGGACUUCACUCUUAUCUGACCUGUCGUCCCGACGCCAAGCCUGCCUUUACAGUACAGUUGUCCCCCUUGUUUUUGCCUUUCCUUUAUCCUCAUGGUUGGAACUGUUGCUCAUCAUUGUCUACAGGACCAAAUAAAGGUAGCAUCUGUUUCUAAGCACUAAUGAGUAUCUGUUUGAGUGCUAGUAUGGAGCUCCUAACUAUGCCCAUGAAGACUGUAUUGGUAAAUAAUCAGGUAUUGUUAUAAUAAUUUAAUAUUACGCUGAAAUGCUACUGUCUCAAGUUGAUCUGUACAUAGUUUCAUCCAAAGUGAUGUACAGUACAUUAAGUACACCGUACUCUGUGCUUUGAUUCGCUCAGCACACCGUGGAGCCCCAAGUAUUCUGUAAGCUCAGCUAAUAAAAGCCACUUCUGUGUUGACAGGAAA